CCAAUGCUUUCAUACGCAUCCUCCUCCUCAUGAGAACACCAUAAAUUAGUACGAUACAACAUCGGCGUCGCGAAAGUCCAUCUCUUGCACCAGUAUUUCGAAUCGUUCUAUAAUAAUGAAAUUUCUCUUCUUCCUAGCUACCUUUAUUCUUGCAAACCUCGCUUCAGCUUCUUCUUCAUUCUCAUUGGAAAAUAUGACCAUCAAACAGUAAGGAAAACACAAUUGAAGACUAGACGCAGAAUCCACGAUUGUUCGUUGCUUGCCGAAGCUCUUUCGGUUUCCUUUAUUUGCCCAGUUCGUUCUGUUGUCAACAUUCGAUGAUGCAUUUAUCAAGAACGCAGUCCGAAACAAGAACAUAAUUGACGACAAUGAUGACGGUGGCAUUGACAGCAACGACGACAGACUUUUCAGACGCGCCCUGACACAAACGCAAUCUUUCUCUUCUCUCGCUGCUGCUGCUGCUGUUGCCACAACCCCUGGUGCUGUCAAACAAUGCCGCCAAUAUUCUAGCGUCUUGGUUCCCAUCGUUAUGGAGGCAGAAGCCACUCCCUUUGUAGAACACCUGGAGUUGACACAGGUCGAAGACUUUUUCCCUUCCCACACGCCGUUUCUCGCGUUUUCAGGAACACACAGCGAAACAAAGGUGACCGUGAUCACCAUGGGAAAGGACAACGUAUACGAUACCGGGGUCGACAACGUUGGAACAGUCCCCGCCAGCCUGGCCACCUUUCUAGCCGUCGAAAAAAUGGCCGCCGAGGGAUCCCCGGUCCAGCUUAUUCUGAACGGCGGAACCUGCGGUGGAUUCAAGCGCAAGGGCGGAGCCAUCGGUGACGUUUUCUUGACGACGGGGGUUGCGAACCAUGACCGGCGCAUCGGGAUCCCGGGAUUUGACAAGUACGGAAUCGGGACCCUCGAAACGACCAUUGAUCCCACCAAAAUUGCGGAAGAACUCGGCUACAAGACGGGCAUCUGCACGACGGGAAACUCCCUUGACAAGACCGACAAGGACGACGAGUACAUGAUGGAAAACGAUGCGAGUGUCAAGGACAUGGAGGCAGCGGCCAUUGCAUGGGUAGCCAAAAUGCAAAACCUACCGUACAUGGGCGUCAAGGUCAUUACCGAUAUUGUCGAUGGGGGCGUACCGAGCCAUGAAGAAUUCAUGGAGAACUUGAUGAGUGCCGCAAAGAGCUUGCAAGAUGCGUUGCCAAAGGUCGUGGAUUACAUUUGCAAUCACAACCAAAUGGAUGUCAAAGAAGAACUUUGAGGAUCAAAUGAAUGACUUCGAAACAAUUAAUUUGUUAAUAUCUA
Messenger RNA from Pseudo-nitzschia multistriata, 1308 nucleotides. Lineage: Eukaryota; Bacillariophyta; Bacillariophyceae; Bacillariales; Bacillariaceae. The record is from the annotation of a GenBank genome assembly.